Molecule: messenger RNA, 444 nt
Organism: Pyricularia pennisetigena
Lineage: Eukaryota; Fungi; Ascomycota; Sordariomycetes; Magnaporthales; Pyriculariaceae
Exons: 3
Coding region: 1-444 (147 amino acids)
Biological process (GO): mitotic actomyosin contractile ring assembly
Cellular component (GO): myosin II complex
Molecular function (GO): calcium ion binding
Source: RefSeq, a predicted model, not a curated record
AUGGCUUCUAACCACUUCGACUCUCAGGCUUCCACCAACUACAAGGAGGCGUUUUCGCUGUUCGACAAGCGCGGUAACGGCCGCGUUGCGCUCGACAGCCUCGGCGACCUGCUGCGUGCCUGCGGACAGAACCCGACCCUGACGGAGAUCCGCGACCUGGAGAAGAACGUGGGAGGCGACUUCGAUUUCGAGACGUUUCAGCGCAUUCUCAACAGGCCAGGUGGCUUCCGCGACCCCGGUGAGCCCGAGGAGUACUGCCGCGGUUUCCAGGUGUUCGACAAGGACAUGACGGGCUUCAUUGGCGUCGGACAGCUCAAGUACAUCCUGACAAACCUUGGCGAGAAGAUGACGGAUGAGGAGGUUGAUGAGCUGCUCAAGUCGGUCGACACCAGCUCGGGACAGGUCAACUACACCGAGCUUGUUCGGACCAUCCUGGCCAACUAG